AUGUCGUUCGUAACAGCCAAGUCGCGCUUUACAAGGCUUGAUGCCUUCACCAAGACCGUUGAUGAGGCGCGCAUCCGGACCACCAGCGGCGGCGUUGUCACCAUCGUGUCGCUACUCGUCGUCGUCUUCCUUGCUUGGGGAGAAUGGGCAGAUUACCGCCGGGUCGUGAUACACCCGGAGCUUAUUGUCGACAAGGGACGAGGUGAACGAAUGGAAAUCCACCUCAACAUCACCUUCCCCAAGAUGCCCUGCGAGCUCUUGACUCUGGACGUCAUGGAUGUCUCCGGCGAGCAGCAGCACGGCGUCAUGGCCGGAGUCAACAAGGUCCGCCUCCAGCCCCAGGCUCGCGGCGGCUCCGUCAUCGACGUCAAGUCCCUCGCCCUCCACGACGAGUCGGCCGACCACCUCGACCCUCAGUACUGCGGUGGCUGCUACGGCGCCCCGGCACCCGCCAAUGCGAAGAAGGCCGGCUGCUGCAACACCUGUGAGGAGGUCCGAGAGGCAUACGCCUUGGCUUCGUGGGCUUUCGGCCGUGGCGAGAACGUCGAGCAGUGCGAGCGCGAGAACUACGCCGAGAAGCUGGACGCCCAGCGCGAGGAGGGCUGCCGUAUUGAGGGUAGCCUGCGCGUGAACAAGGUCGUGGGCAACUUCCAUCUCGCUCCCGGCCGCAGCUUCAGCAACGGCAACAUGCAUGUGCACGACUUGAAGAACUACUGGGAUGUGCCUGAGGGCAAGUCGCACGAUUUCACCCACACCGUCCACUCUCUGCGCUUCGGACCUCAACUGCCCGACGAGGUCACUCGCCGCAUUGGCUCCAAGGCCGCCCUGCCCUGGACUAACCACCACAUGAACCCCCUCGAUGGCACCCACCAGGACACCAAGGACCCCAACUUCAACUUCAUGUACUUUGUCAAGAUUGUGCCCACCUCGUACUUGCCCCUCGGCUGGGACAGCUCCGCCCUCAAGCUUGGCGGCUUGCUGCAGGAUGAGAAGACUGGCCUGGGAGCCUAUGGUACUUCUGACGACGGCAGCCUUGAGACUCACCAGUACUCCGUCACUAGCCACAAGCGAAGCCUGGCUGGAGGCAACGACGCGGCUGAGGGUCACGCCGAGCGCCUCCACUCCCGUGGUGGUAUCCCCGGUGUCUUCUUCUCCUAUGAUAUCUCGCCUAUGAAGGUCAUUAACCGCGAGGAGAGGGCGAAGAACUUUAGCGGUUUCCUGGCUGGUCUCUGCGCCAUUGUCGGUGGAACUCUGACCGUGGCUGCUGCGGUUGAUCGAGGAUUGUUCGAGGGCGCCGCACGUCUGAAGAAGCUUCGAUCCAAGGAUCAGUAA
Messenger RNA from Ilyonectria robusta, 1332 nucleotides. RefSeq names its product endoplasmic reticulum vesicle transporter-domain-containing protein. The coding region runs from base 1 to 1332 and encodes 443 amino acids. The record is from RefSeq and is a predicted model, not a curated record. Gene Ontology annotation, cellular component: endoplasmic reticulum; COPII-coated ER to Golgi transport vesicle; endoplasmic reticulum membrane. Gene Ontology annotation, biological process: retrograde vesicle-mediated transport, Golgi to endoplasmic reticulum; endoplasmic reticulum to Golgi vesicle-mediated transport. The transcript has 3 exons. Lineage: Eukaryota; Fungi; Ascomycota; Sordariomycetes; Hypocreales; Nectriaceae.